AUGCCGACCAUUGACCCCGGCGGGCGUAUGGGGAGCUCGACCAUGAGCGGUGCUCUGAGUUCAGUCGGAUCGUCAUCACAAAUUGAUCUGGACGCUGUUGGCCACAGUGAACAGAUUUACAAUCUGGUGUCGGUUAUCAAUAGUUGUGAUGAGAAAUUGCUCGAGUGCGGGGACCUCGAGAGUCUGACGCGGUACAGCUUUUGCCAUCCUGGAGGAAACGCGCAGCCUCAACUACAGCUUUACCAGUCGUGGGUCGUCCACAUACUGCGGUUGCUUGGAAAAGAAAUCGAGAUCAGGAAAGACGAUGACCCAAUGACAAUCACAGAGGCUAUUGUUGACGCUCUGCAAGGGUUCGAUUUGUGCGGCAUCGAAGUAUCUGUCUCAAGUCUACGAACGCUUGUCAAGCAUCGGGGCCUACGAUUGGCUACUUAUGAACCGUACAGCAGAAAAUGCCUAGGUGACGCACACAACCCUGCUGAGCACGUAAAAGAUUACGCCGAGGCUCACAAGAAUGAUCUCGGCACGCAUUCCGGUUUCUUUGCGUCGGACUACGAGGACGACGAAGAUGAACCCCACAGGACAGAGUUGAAUGAGCCCAAAGAAAGGGAGCUUGCUGCUUCAGCCGUCAACAAGAACUCGCGUAGUUUUGCUCGAGAGCAGUGGAAGGAAGAAGUCGAGGUUUCGGAGCAUGGGGAAGUUCUCAAGGAGCUCACGAAUCAAGCAGAGCGCCGCCAGCAGCUCGUCGCUCAAUUAGAGGACCUUCAGACAAAACGCGUCGCAACCCAGGAAGCGUGCGAUCGAAGUAGCAAGAUUCUCCAAGAUAAAUGCAACAGAGCAACAGACACAAGGCCGCUUCAGGAGCUGGCGAAAAUGCUGACGACCUUGCGAGGGGAAAUCAAGCAGAUGGAGCUUCGCAAUGGAGUGCUGCAGCACAUCAACUUGAGAAUGCUGUUACAGUCUGCGCUACUUAGCAUGCAGCUGAACUCAGGCCUUGUUUAUUACUCGACCUGA
Molecule: messenger RNA, 1011 nt
Organism: Neospora caninum
Lineage: Eukaryota; Apicomplexa; Conoidasida; Eucoccidiorida; Sarcocystidae
Exons: 8
Coding region: 1-1011 (336 amino acids)
Biological process (GO): non-motile cilium assembly; intraciliary transport
Cellular component (GO): centrosome; Golgi apparatus; intraciliary transport particle B
Source: RefSeq, a predicted model, not a curated record